Molecule: messenger RNA, 2605 nt
Organism: Fundulus heteroclitus (mummichog)
Lineage: Eukaryota; Metazoa; Chordata; Actinopteri; Cyprinodontiformes; Fundulidae
Gene: lhcgr
Product: luteinizing hormone/choriogonadotropin receptor
Biological process (GO): male gonad development; phospholipase C-activating G protein-coupled receptor signaling pathway; ovarian follicle development
Cellular component (GO): membrane
Molecular function (GO): luteinizing hormone receptor activity
Source: RefSeq, marked validated
CUGCGGAGUCAGGAUGAUCUGUUUAAACACCUCCAUCUCCAUGCGCAGUGAGCGGUGAGUGGACAGCCCGCCUUCUCGCCGUUCGGACGGUUCACAGACGCCAGCUGCCAUGCGGAGCCCGCUCCUAGCAUCCCUGCUCGUCUUAUUCCCGUUCUUUGAUGGAUCCACGUGUUUCGUGUGUCCGAGGAUCUGCCGGUGUUCCUCCGAGACGAUCAGAUGCAGGGUCACAGCAGACGCGGAGAAGGAUCAGGGGAACAAAAGACUGUUUCUUUAUCAUCUUUCUUUUAAAACUAUAUCAAGCCAUUCUUUUGAGGAUUUGAGAGGAGUUCAGAGGAUUGAGAUUGCUCAAAGUGUAACCCUGGAAACCAUCGAGGCAUUAGCGUUUAACAACCUUCUCAACCUCUCUGAGAUUUCAAUCCAGAACGCCAGGAGUCUGAUGCACAUCCACAGAAGAGCCUUCAACAACCUUCCCAAUCUUCACUACCUGAGCAUCUCAAACACCGGGAUAACGCUCUUCCCUGAUGUCACGUGGGUCAGCUCUCUCAAAUCAGAGUUUAUUCUGGAAAUAUGCGACAACCUUCAUCUGCUUGAGGUGCCUCCAAACGCUUUCACCAGGAUGACUGAGGGACAUGUUACAUUGAACUUCUACAACAAUGGUAUCAGAGUUAUACACAAUCAUGCCUUCAAUGGGACAAAGAUAGAUAAGCUGGUCCUGAAGAAUAAUCGAAAUCUUGAAGUGAUCCACAGAGAAGCUUUCCGAGGGGCCACAGGUCCUGGGGUCCUGGACGUUUCGGCAACAGCUCUCACAAAGCUGCCCGCUCACGGCCUGGAGUCGGUCCUGAUGCUGUCCGCGCAGUCGGCGUACGGUUUGAAAAGCUUGCCUCCCCUGAAGGGACUGGGCAGCCUCCGAGAGGCCCACCUCACCUACAACAGCCACUGCUGUGCUCUUCUGAGCUGGAGCACUCUCAGGGACUUCUCGGUUAAUCACCCAUGGGAUAAUAUUUCUACAUCGUGCAAAAAAGGGAAUCCAUCAGCAAGAUUUCAGAGUGCCAUUGGAGGCACAGCAGGCACACCUCGGCUUCCGGGCUCGUCCUUUUUUCCCGAAGCUGACCUACAGGAUGACACCUUCCAAGAUCUGGAUUUCCACUACCCUGAGCUGGACUCCUGCCACUCCCACCCAAUAAUCUGCACGCCUGAAGAAGAUGCUUUCAACCCCUGUGAGGACCUCUCCGGUUUUGCCUUUCUCAGAGUCGCUAUUUGGUUCAUCAACAUACUGGCUGUCACGGGCAACCUGAUGGUGCUUCUGGUCUUCUUUACCAGCCGCAACAAACUGACCGUGCCUCGCUUCCUCAUGUGCCACCUGGCUUUUGCCGACCUCUGCAUCGGCGUCUACCUUCUGGUUAUAGCCACCGUAGACCUGCGGACCCGCGGUCACUACAGCCAGCACGCCAUCGAGUGGCAGACCGGUCCCGGCUGUAGUGCCGCCGGCUUCCUGUCCGUGUUCGGCGGCGAGCUGUCGGUCUACACGCUUUCCACCAUCACCCUGGAGCGCUGGCACACCAUCACCAACGCUCUGCACGUGGAGCGGCACCUGGUCCUGGCACAGGCUGCAGGCAUAAUGGCAGCUGGUUGGUUCCUGUGUCUGGGGAUGGGGCUGCUGCCCCUGGUGGGCGUGAGCAGCUACACCAAAGUCAGCAUGUGCUUACCCAUGGACAUCGAGACGCCCCUGGCUCAGGCCUUCAUCAUCAUCAUCCUGCUCCUCAAUGUGGGGGCCUUCGCUGUCGUCUGCGUUUGUUAUGUGCUCAUUUACUUGGCUGUGAAGAACCCCGCGGUCCCCGAAAGGAGCGCCGACACCAGGAUAGCAAAGCGCAUGGCCGUGCUCAUCUUCACCGACUUCCUCUGCAUGGCGCCCAUCUCCUUCUUCGCCAUUUCCGCCGCCUUCAAGGUCCCCCUCAUUACGGUCACCAACUCCAAGAUUUUGUUGGUCCUCUUCUUCCCCAUCAACUCCUGCGCCAACCCCUUCCUCUACGCUAUCUUCACCAAGGCCUUCAGGAAGGACGCCUAUCAGCUCAUGAGCGCCAUGGGAUGCCGCAAAAGCAAGGCCAGCGUUUAUCACUUGAAGGCCUGCAGCUCGGAAAAUGCAGACAAGAGCAACCUGAGGUCCAAUAAUACAGGAGGCCAGACUGGGGUAAACCUGGCUCCCCUGUGUCAUCGGGAUCUGCAGCCUAAAGAGGAGCAGGAGAUAACAUGAAGACAGAAAGGGGGCAACGCACUUGUACCCCUCUGCGUUGUUGAACAUGUACUAUUAUUUUUUUUAUGGAAGAGCUCUUGCAAACGCCAACAUUUUAAAUAAGCAGGUGUUUUUGUAGAUACAGUUUACUAUUAAAGACGUGAAUGCAAUCCUCUGACACACGACGCAUCUCUUCAUGUCCAGAUAACACAGAAAAUGUGAUCAGCUGCAUCAUAUUGCAAAGCCUUGCUAAUUUUGUCACGUUUAAACUUCAAACUUUAAUGCAUCAUGGGUAUUUCUUUUGAUAGACCUACACAGAUAAGUAAAUAAUUGUUUGUUUUUUUUAAAUAGUUUUCCAAAUAAAAAUCUGAAGAU